AGAGAGAGCUGCAGCGCCUCACAGGAUUGGCUGAAUUUUAUUUUUAAACCAUAAACAAUCAUGGCUACCGAACUUACCUUGGAAGAGUUGACGAGUUUGAAAGACGAGUUUUUCUCAGACGAGAAAAAUGUGGUUGCCCAGAAUGCGUGCACCAGGGCUGACCCUCAGGAAGUGUGCGUCUCAAGACAGAGACUGCAGGAAGUGUCGCAGCACGUCUUUGAGCACAAAGUCGAAGCCGAAAUCAAGCCGAUGACCGACCAGAAGAACUCUGGCCGUUGCUGGCUCUUUGCCACCCUCAACGUCAUCCGGCUUCCCUUUGCCAAGGCAAUGAACAUUGAGGAAUUUGAGUUCAGCCAAGGCCACCUCUUCUUUUGGGACAAGAUCGAACGGUGCCACUUUUUCCUUCACAACAUUGUUGAGACUGUGAAGCGAGGGGAGGCCGUUGAUGGCCGCCUGGUCUCCUUCUUACUCCACGACCCCACUUGUGAUGGUGGUCAGUGGGACAUGGUUGCUAACCUCAUCACAAAGCACGGACUAGUGCCCAAGAAGUGCUUCCCCGAGUCAUUUUCCUGCGAAUCCAGCAUCAGGCUCAACUCAGUCCUCAAGUCCAAACUCCGUGAGUUUGCCAAGGAACUGAGAAACCUGGUAGAGGCUGGAGAAGAUCCUCUUCCGACCAUAAAAAAACAAAUGAAGUUUGUCUAUCGAACUGUCUCAAUCUUUCUUGGAGUACCGCCAACAGAAUUCACCUGGCAGUAUUUGAACAAGACAAAAAAGUACAACUCCAUCGGCCCUAUCACACCUCAGCAAUUUUAUGAGCAACAUGUCAAACCAAUUUUUAAUUUGGACGAAAAGGUUUGCCUGGUCACUGACCCAAGGCCGUCAAACCCUUAUGGCCACCUUUACACCGUGGACUGUUUGGGCAACAUGGUUGGAGGUCGCACAACCAUUUACAACAAUCAGCCUGUAGAGCUAUUAGCAAAGGUUGCAGCGGAGUCCAUCAAGGCCAACGAAGCUGUUUGGUUUGGUUGUGAAGUCAACAAGAGAUUUGCUGGAAAGGCUGGACUACUUGACCUUGAAUUGCAUAACUGGAAGAGUCUACUUGGCGAAGAAGUUUACUUGAACUUGGACAAAGCCGAAAGACUUCAGUACGGUGAUUCCAUGAUGACUCAUGCCAUGGUUUUCACAGCCGUCUCCACAGAUGAUGAGGGCAAGCCUAUCAAAUGGCGAGUGGAAAAUUCCUGGGGUGACGACCGAGGCGAAAAAGGGUAUUUGCUCAUGACCCAGCGCUGGUUUGACGAGUUCAUGUACGAAGUGGUUGUGGACAAGAAAUUUGUCCCUCAAGAGGUGCUGGACAUUUUCCAGCAGAAACCUGUUGUGCUGCCUGCCUGGGACCCCAUGGGCACCCUGGCACUGUAGAAAAGCCUACUAAAUACCACAGGAUAUUAAACUAAGGCCAACAAGAUAAGAUUUUGCAUAUUGUAUACCCUCAAAUUUCGGCCAGGCUCGUCCUCUACAAGUUGCCUUGCAAGAUCCUUGACACAGUCGGCCGCCUCCGGAGGGACUUUAGCGUUGCAUUCCCACUCUCGGUGCGGAGUGUGUCCGUAGGUGGAGGACGGGGUGGCGUGCGUGACCCGGGUCGUGGUGACGAAGCCCGUGAGCCGGCCCGACGCCUGCGCCCACUUGAAAAUGGACUCGAGUUCCGCCUUGCGCACCUGGGUCGCGUCGCAUUUGCCCUUGGCCACCCUGGCGUCGACCCCGACCACCCCAAGGUUGGUCUUGACCCCCGUGAAAAUCGCGGUGCCCGUUCCCGCCGAGUCCGGCACUUGCUUGUCAACGUUGUACGUCUGUGUCAGGAAUUUUGCGUCAGGAAAUUUUUGAAUAAAUUUUAAAAUGUUGUGAGAAAA
Molecule: messenger RNA, 1904 nt
Organism: Neocloeon triangulifer
Lineage: Eukaryota; Metazoa; Arthropoda; Insecta; Ephemeroptera; Baetidae
Product: bleomycin hydrolase
Exons: 8
Coding region: 61-1416 (451 amino acids)
Biological process (GO): response to toxic substance; L-homocysteine catabolic process; proteolysis
Cellular component (GO): cytoplasm
Molecular function (GO): cysteine-type aminopeptidase activity
Source: RefSeq, a predicted model, not a curated record